AUGUCAUCGCCCACUGCAAACCGUGUAAAGGACACCGCAAAAUCAGCGGCUACCAAGGUUGAGAAUGCUGCGACUGAAGCUGUCAACAAUCCUAAAAAAGCCAAGAAUGACUUUCUUCACCAGCCAAUUGUGCGGGCUGCAUUACCCUUCGUCAACGGCGGCCUUUCAGGCAUGAUUGCGACCGCGUGUAUUCAACCCAUUGAUAUGAUCAAGGUCCGUCUUCAGCUUGCCGGCGAAGGUGUUCGGACGGGGCCCAGACCAAGCCCUCUCACCAUCACAAAAGACAUCAUUGCACAAGGCAAGGUUUUGGAUCUGUAUACCGGUCUCAGUGCAGGAUUGCUCCGUCAAGCAGUCUAUACAACGGCUCGCUUGGGCUUCUUCGACACCUUUCAGAACAUACUGACUGCACGCGCAGAGAAGAGAGGCACAAACAUAACGUUCGCCGAGCGAGCUGCUGCGGGUCUGGGGGCUGGCGGUUUGGCUGCUAUGAUUGGCAACCCUGCUGAUCUCGCUCUCAUUCGAAUGCAGUCGGAUGGGCUGAAGCCAAAAGACAAACGUGCAAAUUAUCGAUCAGUCUUCGAUGCUCUGAAACGAAUCACUGCGACAGAAGGCAUUGGUGCACUAUGGGCAGGUGCAUAUCCGACAGUGAUCCGGGCAAUGGCGCUGAAUUUUGGCCAACUGAGUUUCUUUGCCGAGUCAAAAGCACAACUCAGGAAACGUGCACCAUCUUUGUCUGAGUCAACGAGGACAUUCGGUGCAUCUGCAAUUGCUGGCUUUUUUGCCUCGUUCUUCAGCCUGCCGUUCGACUUCAUCAAGACCAGAUUGCAAAAACAAUCAAAAGGACCGGAUGGAAAAUACCCAUACAGUGGAUUAUUGGAUUGUGCGCGGAAAGUGAUACGAGACGAAGGCUGGCUCAGAUUCUAUCGAGGUUUCGGGACCUAUUAUGUCAGAAUCGCUCCUCACGCCAUGGUGACGUUAAUUGUCGCCGAUUACCUGAAAUUGAUCACAGCUUGA
Endocarpon pusillum Z07020 is the source of this 1014-nucleotide messenger RNA. Its product is annotated as mitochondrial 2-oxoglutarate/malate carrier protein. Gene Ontology annotation, molecular function: oxoglutarate:malate antiporter activity. Gene Ontology annotation, biological process: transmembrane transport. Bases 1 to 1014 code for a protein of 337 amino acids. The transcript has 2 exons. NCBI's taxonomy places the organism in Eukaryota, Fungi, Ascomycota, Eurotiomycetes, Verrucariales, Verrucariaceae. The record is from RefSeq and is a predicted model, not a curated record.